GUUCCUCUGAGGAGAAGCCAAAGUCAGCAGAAGUAGUCCAGCAGGGAAGAGCGAUUUUUGGGAAGAUGGUUUCAAUUAAGUCGCCGACUCUGGUGCCGAUGUCCUGGGCACAGGCACUGCUCGCUGUAGGCUGUCUGACUGUCGUCCUCUUCGCCUUCCUGCUGGUUCGCCAGCUCGUCAAGCAGAGAAGACCCCCGGGGUUUCCUCCUGGUCCAUCUCCCAUCCCCGUAAUAGGGAACAUUCUGUCUCUGGCCACCGAGCCGCACGUCUUCCUCAAGAGGCAGAGUGAAGUUCAUGGACAGAUAUUCAGCCUCGACCUGGGGGGCAUCUUGACUGUGGUAUUAAAUGGGUAUGACAGUGUUAGGGAGUGCCUUUAUCAUCAGAGUGAGGUGUUUGCCGAUCGCCCAUCCCUGCCUUUAUUCAAGAAAAUGACCAAAAUGGGUGGACUUCUCAAUUGCAAAUAUGGCAAAGGCUGGAUUGAACACCGUAAAUUGGCUUGCAACUCUUUCCGUUACUUUGGCAGUGGUCAGAGACUGUUUGAAAGAAAGAUCUCAGAAGAGUGUAUGUUCUUUGUUGACGCCAUCGACGAGCACAAGGGGAAACCCUUCAACCCCAAACACUUAGUGACCAACGCUGUGUCCAACAUCACCAACCUUAUCAUUUUUGGACAGCGCUUUACUUACGAUGACAGUAACUUCCAGCACAUGAUCGAGAUCUUCAGUGAGAACGUGGAGCUAGCAGUGAGUGGCUGGGCCCUCCUCUACAAUGCCUUCCCUUGGAUUGAGUAUGUGCCCUUUGGAAAACACCAGAAGCUGUUCCGCAAUGCUGCUGAGGUGUACGACUUCCUACUGGAGGUUAUAAAGGGUUUUUCAAAGGGCAGGGUGCCACAGGUACCACGGCACUAUGUUGAUGCCUACUUGGAUGAGCUGGAGCAGCAUGCAGGAGACCCCAGUUCAUCAUAUUCCUAUGAGAACCUCAUCUAUUCAGUGGGCGAGCUCAUCAUUGCAGGCACAGAGACCACAACUAACACCUUGCGCUGGGCCAUGCUGUACAUGGCCCUCUACCCCAACAUACAAGAGAGGGUGCACAGGGAGAUUGACAGUGUGCUGACCAAUGGAAGGGCACCAACUCUGGAGGACAAACAGAGGAUGCCCUACGUGGAGGCUGUUUUGCAUGAGGUCCUGCGCUUCUGCAACAUUGUUCCACUUGGUAUUUUCCGUGCCACCUCCCAGGAUGCAAAAGUCAAUGGGUACACUAUUCCCAAAGGCACCAUGGUGAUCACAAACCUAUACUCAGUUCACUUUGAUGAGAAAUACUGGAACGACCCAGGUGUUUUCUCGCCACAGCGGUUUCUGGACAGCAAUGGCAACUUUGUGAGACGGGAAGCGUUCCUGCCAUUCUCUCUGGGGAGGCGUUGCUGCCUGGGUGAGCAACUGGCCAGGAUGGAGAUGUUCCUCUUUUUCACCACUCUCCUCCAGAGGUUUCACCUCCAGUUUUCUCCAGGAACUGUUCCCACUGUAGCUCCCAAACUGGGCAUGACCUUACAGCCCAAGCCUUACUCCAUCUGUGCCAUCCGCAGGCAGCAGAAAACUCCCUACUGUGGAGACACUCCUUAUCACAAGUAGGCCAGUGGUUAUUCAUGACCUGUUACACCACUUAAGUCAGAAUUUUUCUGUUUUGCACAGCAAUGCAACCACAUGAUAUCGGUGCUUAAAACUGUAUUAGUCUGGACUAUAGUGUCCAGUGGUGCGUUCCAGCUUUUCCGAAAGACUUCGUCAAAGACUCUACAUGUGAACAUGUGAGACAAUUGACUCUCUUGCUAUCGAAUUUGUUUACUGAGCAAUAUGCACGUUUGCACAAUGCUCUAAAGCAGCAGGUUAGGGGACAUAAGUUGGUGCUGAAAGGACAUCCUGGAAAUACAAGUGUGUUAUUGAUUGACUUCUCUGUAGCUCAGAAUUGUUCUGAGCCGCAGAACGUGAAAUGUCUAUGAACCCUGGUGCUGUAGCAAUGGCUUAGAUCAUGUCAAUGAUUGAUACUAAGUACACCUAUGAUGGUUCAUAGCCCUUCCUUCUCGGGACAGGUACGGGUCAGACAAAUGACACCACUGAUUUGUACGUAUAGGGCGAAAUGAGACUGACAGACUUUCCAGUUAUGUCCACUCUGUUGGAGCUGGACAUCAGCCAAUAAUUACGUCAUGUGGACUGACUCUGACCCCUUCUGCAGGGAUAAUGCUCUGUGGAAAAUCUUUCUCUUAGAAGGCAAAUGCAACCCUGGUGGAUUUCUAGAAACUGACUAUGCAACACUGGUUUCUGUUAAAUGGUGCUUAUCAGUACUAACAAAGUACUGCAUUUGUGUGUGAAGUUAAUAUUUGUUUGUCCUUUUUUUGCAAUAGUGGUGGUAUGUACAUUGUUCUGUUUAUAAAGCCUUUGUUAAAAUAUUGAAAGCCUUCUUUUCCUUUCUUCCUUUUAAAUUUUUUCAUUUUUCAUUAACAAAUUUGACAUAAUAUUUAAGUCUGUAACAUUUCAUUUAAUACUUGAAGAACUCAUAAAUAAACACGAUGAGCAGAGAAACCUGCCAUCUACAUAUCUUAUCCUGCUCUGACAAAUCUCAGGAUACCCAGCGUAAUCAUUAACAAUAAUUGUAUGUUUAAGGUGACAGCAGUUGUGUAUUAUACCUAUCCUGUUGCACAGCAGAGAAAUGCAUUGAUAAUCCAGCAAGUUAUGCGCUGUAGAUUCAGUGAUAAUAGUAUAAUGAAUGUGUGAUAUCUUGUAACCAACAAAAUUGCAAAUGCAUUAUUUUGGCCACUUGGUGGCAGUGAAACAAUCUGAACACUGACAUACCAGACUCAGAAAAACUGUCUGCUGUGUGUGGAAACUGAUUACUGCAGUGAUACUAAACCAAAAUGCAAACAUAACAAUGAGCUCAAGCAUGCCAUAACACUCUAAGGGGAACUGCAGAGCCAUGUGGACAUUUUCUGUUGGGUUCUUCACUGAUGAAUUGUCAGUGUAAAAAUAUUGAUGAUAACACCUUUAUAGGCCCUGCACACUAACAACACAUCAGUGUUUCAGUCACUCUGGCUGAUUAGACCUCUGCACGUAUACUAAUAUAAAUGAUAAAGGUAACAGGUGCAACAUAACUAGGAGUGGGUGAGAUGAAACACAGUUUGUACACAGCGACACAGUUCUGAAAAGAUGUGCAAUAAAGCAAUUUUAGUGAAAACAUCGGCUUGUUUUUAUCUCCUCUCAGAUUAUUUGGUGUGGCAAGGACAAAGGAAUGAAGGCGUUUCAUAUAUCCCAGUUCACACACACCCACACACAUACCAAUAAAAAUCAAUGAGAACUGCUCAUACUUUAGGGAUGGUGUUUUAUGACAGCUAUAAAUAACAACAAAAAUCAGUUGCCCCCACAAUGUAGAUAAGGGUGAAUGGUUACAUUAGACAAACGUACAUAUAUUGAUGCUACAUAAGGGAAACAACCAUUCAUAGAUGUAUUUAUGGCACAAUCAUCAGAGGACACUGUGGUUUGAAAGACUGCACAGUAAGAAGCCAACAACUUUUACAACUUAAUGAGCCAGAAUACGUUGGGUCAGGAGCUACCAAGGCUUUAUGAUCCAGCAUGGGUCCAUGUGAAAAAACUGACAACAGAGUUGUCAGAAUGUAUAUAUGGCUCUGACCUGAGUCCAGCUUCGACUCUUAUCACUGUCCCUGCCACCUCGAGCUUUGGUGGAAUAUUUGACUCGAGGUGUUUCUCUUGCACGAAUAGUACUGGAGCCCAGAGAUAUUUGCCAAUCAGUGUAUCACAGCCCACAAACUACUGUACUGUGUGUAGGUAAAGUUUGGCACUAGUUGGGUCGACUAAGACAACAGUGAGAGUGAGAGAGAGAGAGAGAGAGAGAGAGAGAGAGAGAGAGAGAGAGAGAGAGAGAGAGAGAGAGAGAGAGA
This is a messenger RNA of Scomber japonicus (chub mackerel), 3940 nucleotides long. It is a transcript of the gene cyp2r1, whose product is annotated as vitamin D 25-hydroxylase. Gene Ontology annotation, cellular component: cytoplasm; intracellular membrane-bounded organelle. The record is from RefSeq and is a predicted model, not a curated record. NCBI's taxonomy places the organism in Eukaryota, Metazoa, Chordata, Actinopteri, Scombriformes, Scombridae. Gene Ontology annotation, biological process: xenobiotic metabolic process. The coding region runs from base 66 to 1625 and encodes 519 amino acids. Gene Ontology annotation, molecular function: iron ion binding; oxidoreductase activity, acting on paired donors, with incorporation or reduction of molecular oxygen, reduced flavin or flavoprotein as one donor, and incorporation of one atom of oxygen; heme binding. The transcript is spliced from 5 exons.